Messenger RNA from Olea europaea var. sylvestris, 1146 nucleotides. RefSeq names its product transmembrane protein 45B-like. The transcript has a single exon. Lineage: Eukaryota; Viridiplantae; Streptophyta; Magnoliopsida; Lamiales; Oleaceae. The coding region runs from base 98 to 973 and encodes 291 amino acids. The record is from RefSeq and is a predicted model, not a curated record.
UAUACCCCUAAAAAAGUUAGUGGAACAACAAUCAAGUAUUUAAGUAGGUAUUCACUGCGGUGUGCUCACAAUCAUCAUCUCUAAAUAAUAAACUUCAAUGGGAACUUUUCUUGGCCAUCUGGUACCUGGUUUGGCCCUUGCCCUUCUUGGUCUAUGGCAUACCAUAAACACCAUCGGAGCUUAUCACACUAAAGGCCCUACUAAGUUUAUCUUGAGAUUUUGGUACCCUUUGAAGACUCCUCUUUGCAAACUUGAACACAUUGAACUCAUUCUUGUCUUGUCAUUUUCAGUAUUUGCCAUUUUAAUGCAAAUCAUAGACUUCCCAUAUAUGCAGUUUUCCUUCAAGCUAGACAAUUUUGAACAUGCAACUAUGUUUCUCCACCUAGCUAUAUUUGCAGGUUACACUCUUUUCUUGGAAUACAAAAAUUCGUCUGAUACCCCGGUAGGCGUAUCGGGAGUUCUUGCGGCCUCGGUUUUCGGACAAGAACUUUUCCUACUUCAUUUUCAUUCAACUGAUCAUGUUGGACUUGAAGGGCAUUACCAUUGGCUGCUGCAGCUUAUCGUUUGCAUUUCUCUUGUGGCAGCAAUAUUUGCAAAUUGUUUCCCAACAAGCUUUCCUGCAUCACUUGUUCUUACAGUUUCUGUUGUUUUCCAAGGUUGUUGGCUUAUUAACAUGGGAUUUGUGUUAUGGAUUCAUAAGUUCGUCCCACUUGGAUGUACUGCUGAGUCGUAUAACGGUGCCAAUGGUACCAUGCUAGGGGCCGUUUUAUGUGAAACGCAAGAGGCGGAUUUGAGGGCAAGAGCAUUGGCCAACUUACAGUUUAGUUGGAUACUUGCAACAAUUUUGAUGGUUACAGCAAGUAUUUCUCUGGUUCUUGAUAGACAGCGGACACCACCGAGGCUGUCUCCCGAGUACGAGCAACUCGAUAGUAACCGAUCGCACGAUGUUGGAUUCAAGCAAAUCCAACUGUAAGUUGGCUUAACUAUGCAAUUUAUAUCUAACAACUAUCAAUAAUUCGAAAUCCAUCUGGUAUUGUGUUGUAUCUUGUAUCUGGGGGCUCUGGUGUAUCUAUUAUUAGAAGAGAUAAAAAAAACACUUUUGUUUUAUGGGUUUAUAACAUUAAGCUCAUGAAAUUAUUAAGCAAA